AUGACGCUGGGACUCAGAAGCUACCGCCCCCUGGUCGGCGGCGUUACCCACAUGGUUAGCACCGGCCACUACCUGGCCACGGCUGCCGGUUACCGGAUCCUGGAGCAGGGCGGCAACGCCAUUGACGCCGGGGUAGCCGCCGGGAUCGUUAUCAACGUGACCCUGCCCCAGUACACCAGCUUCGGCGGCGUGGCUCCCAUCAUCAUCCACCAUGCCGAAUCCGGCGAUACCAGGGAGAUCAGCGGUCUCGGUCGAUGGCCUGCCGAGGCGUCCAGCGAUUAUUUCCGCACCGAACACGGUGGCGACAUGCCCCAUGGAGUGAUGCGCACCGUGACCCCGGCUGCGCCGGACGCCUGGCUCACCACCCUCAGUCGUUACGGCACGAUGACCUUCGAGCAGGUGGUCACGCCGGCGCUGGAGAUUGCCGCCGGCGGGUUCCCGAUCCCGGCUACGCUGCAUCGCGCCCUAGCCAGCAGCGGAGACAACAUCAUCCUCGAUGAAGGGGACACCAGCCAGUGGACCAGCACCAUGCAGAUCUUUUAUCCCAAUGGCAAGGCGUUGGGCGUCGGAGAUCUCCUGGUACAGUCCGACCUUGCACGCACCUUCCGGCGCAUGAUUGACGCCGAACGCGGUGCGUCCGGCCAGGGCCGGGAGGGCGCCCUCCAGGCCGCGCGGGACCUCUUCUAUAAGGGCGACAUCGCCGAGGAAAUGGUCGCGUUUAUUCGGGGCCAGGGCGGGUGGCUGUCCAUGAACGACCUGGCGGCCUUCUCCGUGGGCGUGGACUCUCCGCCUAUGAUUGACUACAAGGGCCCGGACUCCGCAGAAAUCCAGGUGUACGCCUGCGGUCCGUGGUGCCAGGGGCCGAUGAACCUCCACGCCCUGCGUAUCCUGGAAGGCUGCGACCUGCCGGGCAUGGGCCACAAUUCGGCCGAGUACAUUCAUACCGUGCUUGAGGCCCUGAAACUGGCUUUUGCCGACCGUCACGCCUACUACGGUGACCCCGAUUUCGUCGAUGUGCCCAUGGCCGGCCUGCUCUCCCGGGAGUACGCGGACAUCCGGCGACGGGAGAUUGACCCCAGCCGCGCUCAUCCCGAGAUGCCCGACGCCGGAGACCCCUGGGCGUUUCAGUCAGGGACUGGCCCCGCGGCCCGCAAACCGGAACCCGUGGCCGGCCCGCUGUCGGCGGACACCUCGUAUAUCUGCGCUGUGGAUCGCUGGGGCAACGCUUUCUCCGCCACGCCCAGCGACGGGUUCGGCGGCGCGCCCAUUGUGCCCGGUCUGGGUUUCAUGGUGUCCGCUCGCGGAGCGCAAAAUUGGCUGGACGAAGAUCAUCCCUCCAGCCUUGCGCCCGGAAAGCGGCCCCGCCUCACUCCCAAUCCCGCGAUGGCGUUCCGGGACGGCAAACCCUGGAUGCCCUUCGGAACGCCGGGCGGCGACGUGCAGCCCCAGUCCAUGGUCCAACUCUUCCUGAACGUUGCCGAAUUCGGAAUGGACGUGCAGCAGGCAAUCGAAGCCCCACGCGCAUCCACCUGGAGCUUCCCCAAUUCCUUCUGGCCCCACGCCUAUCGCCCCGGUCUGGUCGGCGUUGAAUCCCGCAUCGCGCCCUCCGUGGUGGACGACCUCCGCAAACGCGGUCACGACGUGGACGUGUGGAACGAGUGGACCCCGCGGAUGGGUUCCUUGUGCGCCAUUGAGAUCGAUCGUGAGCGCGGGAGCCUGUUCGGGGGCGCCGAUUUGCGCCGAGACGGCUACGCGAUGGGCCGCUGA
Molecule: messenger RNA, 1767 nt
Organism: Geodia barretti
Lineage: Eukaryota; Metazoa; Porifera; Demospongiae; Tetractinellida; Geodiidae
Source: the annotation of a GenBank genome assembly